This is a messenger RNA of Corythoichthys intestinalis (scribbled pipefish), 518 nucleotides long. RefSeq names its product acylphosphatase 1, erythrocyte (common) type (gene acyp1). Lineage: Eukaryota; Metazoa; Chordata; Actinopteri; Syngnathiformes; Syngnathidae. Gene Ontology annotation, molecular function: acylphosphatase activity. Bases 94 to 390 code for a protein of 98 amino acids. The transcript has 3 exons. The record is from RefSeq and is a predicted model, not a curated record.
CUUUGUAAUACGUCAUAAGUCGUCAUUUCCGGUAGUACAGUUAACCGUAAAAAAUUUACUCGAAACGUCUCAUCGAAUCGAGUAAAAUUUAGCAUGUCAGGCGGAGAGUUGAUUUCUGUGGAUUAUGAAGUAUUUGGAAGAGUACAGGGCGUCUUUUUUCGGAAAUAUACACAGGCCCAGGGCAAGAAGCUUGGACUUGUCGGGUGGGUCCAAAACACAAGUAUGGGAACCGUGCAAGGGCAGGUCCAGGGUCCGCACAAGAAAGUGAAAGAAAUGAAAGAGUGGCUGAAAUCCACAGGAAGUCCCAAGUCACAGAUUACUAAGGUGGAGUUCAAGAACCAGAGAGAAGUUGACCAUCUGGAACAUUCAUCUUUUGACAUUGUAAAAUGACAUGCUUGCUAUUAGCUUACACGCACUUAUUUAUUUUGUCUGUGUCUUUCUUAUAUAACCUUAUGUGUAUAGAAAAAAUGUGAAAUGCUUGUGUAAGAUACAAAUAAAACAAGCAAAAAGGUGUUCAA